UGGCGGGGUGAUGUCAGCCGCCUACAGCAGCCGGGACAUCGUGGAGGACUACCUCCGCUACAAGCUGCUCAACAGCGGCGUGGCGUGGCGCGUGCGGCCAGCACGAACAGGCGGCUGGCGACCAAGGCGCGAGCAAGGUGCGCCAACGUCAUGGUUGUCAUGGAGAUCUGAGGGAGCAAGGUCACACCAGCCAGAUUCCUGGUUGGCUCCACCCCGGCUGCAGGUCGUCCUGCGGUGCGCCGGUGACGAGCUGGAGCACCAUUACCGCGGCGACCUGUCGGCCCAUGUGUCGGUGCUGCUGCAGGGCGACGCCGGCCUGGCGGCACGACGGCGAAGCCUGACGGUGGUCAGGGAGGAGCUGUUCAGGGAUGGGGUGAACUGGGGACGCAUCGUGGCCAUGAUGGAGCUGUGCGGCGCUCUGUGCGCCGAGGUGGUCAAGACGGGCGGGACGUGGCAGGUGGACGACAUCGCCGGGUGGAUGGAGGAGAGUCUGGACUCGCCGCCACUCCGAGGAUGGAUAGAGGAUAACGGAGGAUGGGUAGGAGUCUCUUUCCUCACCACAAACCAGACUCCAUUGAGUUUUCUGUUGAUUUAGCAUAUUAGCAGACGACACAGGAACAGGUAACAGGAGGGCAGAAGCAGGUGGAGAUGUGGGGGGCAAAACAGGUGAGCAGGUGGAUGUAGGAGUCAGGUGACUUGGUGCUCCUGGAGACCGGGACAGAAAAUACAAACAACCGAGGUGGCUGACGUGCGAACCAAAGAAAAAGUGAAAUCAGUGAAAUCUGGUGGGAGUUUGGUUAAAAGAGAAAAUAUGAAAAGAUUAAAAGUAUGAGGUGACUGUUUCUUGUUUAAUGUUAUUACGUCAUGUUAUCUUGUUACAUCAUGAAAAUGCUUCACAAUCGGCUCUUCAGGUCCCUGAUGCGAUUCCAAUGGUCCUUGAAAGGUAUCUUAGACAGUGUUCAGAGGUCGCUGAAAUAGUUCAGGGAUGCUCGGCAGUGACUGAGCAGUCUUUCAUUCGCUUCCAGAAGUCCUUGAAGUUCCAGGACAGGGUUUAGGGUUGUCUGGGGAUUACUGGGCCCUUCCAUAGUUGGUUCCAGAAGUCCCUGAAAGGACGGGGUUCUUGACUGAUUCUUCAUGCUUCAGAGGGCUCCUGUGGCGUUUGAAGGGGUUGCAGGGGGCCGUCUGGAUCAAGUUCCGUCACAUUCACAGCGUGGAUCAAGAAAUCAGUAAGAGAAAUAAUCAAUAAAAUCAGACGUGUGAAG
Micropterus salmoides (largemouth bass) is the source of this 1262-nucleotide messenger RNA. Its product is annotated as apoptosis regulator Bcl-2-like. Gene Ontology annotation, molecular function: protein heterodimerization activity; protein homodimerization activity. Lineage: Eukaryota; Metazoa; Chordata; Actinopteri; Centrarchiformes; Centrarchidae. The transcript has 2 exons. Gene Ontology annotation, cellular component: mitochondrial outer membrane. The coding region runs from base 11 to 595 and encodes 194 amino acids. The record is from RefSeq and is a predicted model, not a curated record. Gene Ontology annotation, biological process: negative regulation of intrinsic apoptotic signaling pathway; intrinsic apoptotic signaling pathway in response to DNA damage; extrinsic apoptotic signaling pathway in absence of ligand.